CGUCACCAAAGUGCGCACUUGCAGGGCUUCAGGGCGCCAUUUGGGACAGAGCCAGUGCUUCACGUGUAGCGGAACUUCCUGCGCUGCGUGUGAAUGAGAAAGACGUGUGUAAGAUCAGGAGUCACGUGAUUUCGUGUGUCUCAGUGCAGAUGCCAGAAUGGAAGGAGGGACAGCAUCAGUGGCCUGCAGGUCUCCUCAUGCAGGCUUUCAUGGCAGCAUCAAGAACUCAGCCCAGGACUUUGUAGUCACUGAGAUAGAUGUGCAGGGGCAACUUGUGAACAGUCCAGGUGCUCUGGAGGAACCUGUGAAGAAUAAAGCUGGUAUCAGAGAGUUUGUGCACAGAGACAGUGUCAGAGUGAAGCUGAGUGAGGAAACACCUUCCAGUGAGGUCACGUGUGAUGCUGGCAACUUAAACAGUGGUGAGGGUUUGAGCCAGGAGGGUUUGGACCUGAGUGUAAUUCUGAGCUGUUCUGUAAAUAAGACCUUAGAACAAUUUGCCAGCACCGUCCAGGGUUGUAGUGAGGUGCAGAAGAACUUGGAAAUGUCCCUUGGAGCCUUUCCAGACAAACACCAGCGAGCCAUCGUGCACAGCGCAGUGAAGUCCAGCUACCCUUUUCUCAUGACUGUCACCAACCGUGAGGAGAUCCUGGUCAGAGAGGACCCAGACUUCAGAGCACUUUCAAAGUUAGUAUCGGUGGAGGAAGCGGAGGAUUUCUUCAGGUUUAAAGAUGCGAAAGUUCCUGGCUCCACGUUCACCUUCUUGCCUGAUGACAUCAAGGAGCACCGGACGUCUGUUCACCAUUUUGUGAGCAGAAAGUUUGGAAAGCUGAUGGAGACGAAGAGCUUCAUGACGCAGGGCAGAACUGCUAUUACGGUGAGGCUGAGAGAGCGAGGGAGACAGGACAGGAAGAGGACGGCAGCAGAUCGGGAUGAGCAGGAUAUCUACACAGGUUUCACCCUAAGAAAAGAAAAUCUUGAGACUUUAGAGGCCAUCAGCUAUAUGGCAGCAGUGCUUGGAGUUCUUCCUUCUGAUUUCUCCUACGCUGGCAUCAAAGACAAACGAGCCGUAACCUAUCAGUCAAUGGUCGUAAAGAAGAUUUCUCCAGAACGGUUGUUGGCGAAGGCUUAUAUGUUUGAGAGGAAAGGAAUACAGCUGUCUAAAAUCCGUCCAGUAUCCGAACCCCUUCGGCUUGGAAGGCUAGCAGGCAACCAUUUUGACCUCGUCGUCCGGGACCUGAAGCCUCACAAGAGUAGUUCAGUAGAUCUAGAAAGUCUUGUGAAAGAGGCUGUGGAGAAUGUAAAGACUCGGGGCUUUGUGAAUUAUUAUGGACCGCAGAGGUUUGGAAGUAGCCAGAAAGUUCAAGCAGACCAAGUGGGACUUGCGCUUCUGAAGGAGGACAUGAAUACAGCUCUCAGGUUGUUUCUGAGCCCAGAGGAAGGUGAUGACCUCGAAAAUAAAGCCAAGCAACAUUUCCAUCAGACAGGGAAUGCCAAAGAAAGCCUGGCUCUGAUGCCUCUGCAUAAGGCCAGAGAGAGGCUGAUGCUACGAGCUCUGCACCGCUACGGCAGCGGCCCGGAAGGUGGAAAUCAGGCUUGGCUCAGUCUGCCACACAGCAUGAGGGUCUUUUACCUCCACGCCUACUGCAGUCGGUUGUGGAAUGAAGCAGCGUGCUUUAGGCUGCAGACUCUAGGACCUAGGCCUGUACAGGGAGACCUGGUCUCAGCGGCGGCAUGCAGAGAUAGCCAAGCAGAAGAAGAAACCCACGCAUCACAGGUCCAUGUUGUCACUGCUGCAGAAGAGCAUGACGGUGUCUUCUCACUAGAUCAGGUGGUCCUUCCAAUGCCAGGCAACAGUGUGAAGUACCCAGAGAAUGCGGUCGGCUUGUGGUAUCAGGACAGGCUGGGACAGGACGGCCUUGGCUCAUGUAGAUUCAGAAUCCCCUCACUUAAACUCAACGUCCCGGGAUGCUAUCGCCCCCUUCUGUCUUACCCUCGUAAUGUCUCCUAUAGCCUACACAUUGAUGAGGACACACAGGACACUGGGUUGUCAGCACCACCGAGCAGAACUAGCCUGGCGUUGUCCUUUAACCUGAACGCAUCCUGUUAUGCAACAGUCUGUCUCAGAGAAAUCAUGAAGUGUGAACUAUAGAAGCUCCUAGUUACUAUCACAGAACAACUAUGAGGAUGGAUUUUGUGUUUAAAUACCACACUGGACUUGCAGACUUAGAUUACAUAGACAUUCAAACAGGGCAAUAUAUGAAAAAAACACACUGAAAGAAACACUGACUAUUGGAUUCUGAUGAAAUGCACUAAAUGUCAAAUAAUGCUAUAACAUUAUUAUAUUUGAAGAGUUAACAUUGCUAUUGGUCCAUUUAUUUUGAAACAAAAAUUGAAUUAAUAAAUAAGCAGUGUGCACAAGAAUGAUGAAUUCACUCAGAGCCUUAAGCACUAUAAAGAUCUUUCACAGCAGGGCUGAAUGGCCCUUUUUUUAGUUUAUGCCUCUUGCAAUCAAACGUUUUCAACCUCACAGAAAACUCGCAGUAGGAUUAGUGCAAUGUGCUGGACACACAUUUUCUUGCUAGUGGCACAGGAUGUACCCUGUACUUCUUUUUAAUCCCUGCUCCACAUACAGUGAGGGGAAAUAAAUAACAGCAACAACAACAAAAAAAAAAGGUCUCUGAAUGUUUAAUAUCCCUCCAGUGCAUAUAUCCACUCACAAUGGUUUUUUUUUUUGACUUUGUACUAAUAAAUAUUAACAAAAAGUAUGAUUACAUAAAAGUAAAUCAAGUUCUAAAUAUAAAUGCUGCAAAAAAAAAAGUUCUCAUGCAAAUUACCCCUGGUGUCUCUAUAAAAGGCAUUGCUGCUUCUUGUGUGAAAUCUUCUCAACCAAUGGCAAUUAUAGCAUCCAGCUUCUUGAAGUUGUUCUCUCAGAGACAACAUUUUUAAACAACUCUCAAAUGGAAAAAGCUACAGGGCGAUAGUAAAGACCUUAAACAUCUCUAUCAGUACAAUUUGUUCGAUAAUAUACAGGUGGCAAGUUCAUUGAAACACAACUAUUCAUCCCCUGCACCACUGAAGAUUUUACAACACGCUCACAGACUAAUGAUAAGGAACGUAAGAGAGAAGCCGGCAAAACUGAAACCUGAAAGCAGCAGGAGUAACAGUUAUACAAAGAACAUGAAACAGUGAACUGCACUGUGAUCAUCUCCAUUCCUACACCUCAUGCACAUCUCCUCUGCUAAAAAAAAAGAAGCACUGAGAAUCAUGUUUAAUGGGACAGUACACUCUGGUCAGUUGAAACUCUGUGGCAUUAAUUCAGUUUGUCAUGUUUGGAGGUAAAAAGGUUGUGUGUAUGAUCCCAAGAACACCAUCAUACCCACAGUGAAGCACGGUGAUGGGAGCAUCACGAUAUGGGGCUGCUUCUCUGCAAACGUUACUGAGGCAUAUCACAUCACUGAAGGAAACGUGAAUGGAGCGACGUACAGGGAGAAAUUAGAGGAGAAUUUAAUCUCAUCAACCAGGAAACUGAUGAAGAAACAGACAACAACCCCAAACAUACAGCCACAAGAACUCAAGAAUGGUUUCUAAAAAUGCUUGCAUGACCUAGACAAUCUCCUGACUUUAUUUUUGGAGGAUUUCAAAAUUGGCUCCACCAGAGGGACCCCUGAAAUCUUGGGGAUUUGAAGAUGAGUGGGCCAAAAUUCAACUACAAUGUGUCAAAACGCUAAUUACUUCUGACUGUAGACAUCUCUAAACUGUUACUGCCAACAACAACUUUGCAGCAAAGUCCUAAUGUUGGUAAUUUGUGGUGUCUGGAUACUUUUUCCAGAAUCAGUUCUGUUUUAAACAAAUCUUUGUUUAUGCUUCUGAGUACAAUCAUUUUUGUUCAUAUUUAUAUAUGUGUGUAAAAUUAAAGUGGAUAAAGUGACUUAUUUCCCCUCGCUGUAAUUAUAAAGCCUGCACUCUGCUGUAUUUACACUGACUUCCCAAGAAUUUAAGCGUGUGUAUUUUUUUUUUUUGUUAGUUCAUUGUUAGUUCAUAGCAAAAAUGAGACCUGAUGACCAAAUGUCAGUUGUGGUUAAUGUAACUAGAGAUAUUGUGACAUUAGUUAUGUAAAGAAAUUGGCUAUGAUUGGCUUAAAGCAAAGUCUGCUAAACUUUAAUCUUCACCACUGUUACUUGACCAAAUUAUUGUACAGAUAUUACUGUACAGGAGAUUUUGUAAGCAUUAGAGAUUAAAUGCUUAUAUAAAAUGAAUAAAGUUUACACACUUAAGCCUUGACUUUUAAAUGUUUAACUGCUGAAGAAUGAAAUUCAAUUUGAAUUCCGUUCCCUCUCAACUUAUUCAAAAUCUAAUGUUAAACUGUGUGAUGUAACUUCAGUAUAACGCAGGAGUCAUGGUUUCCAUAUAAAACCAGUACCUAAAGUAAAUCUGUGUAAGAAUGUGAGUGAAGCGAGCCAUGAUAGCUUUCAUUAGUUUCUGUCUUCAGCUGAUGUUAAAAAAGACUG
Messenger RNA from Pangasianodon hypophthalmus (striped catfish), 4508 nucleotides. RefSeq names its product pseudouridine synthase 7 like (gene pus7l). Gene Ontology annotation, cellular component: nucleus. The transcript has 9 exons. Lineage: Eukaryota; Metazoa; Chordata; Actinopteri; Siluriformes; Pangasiidae. Gene Ontology annotation, molecular function: RNA binding; pseudouridine synthase activity. The record is from RefSeq and is a predicted model, not a curated record. Bases 158 to 2149 code for a protein of 663 amino acids. Gene Ontology annotation, biological process: pseudouridine synthesis.